Molecule: messenger RNA, 663 nt
Organism: Trichoderma reesei QM6a
Lineage: Eukaryota; Fungi; Ascomycota; Sordariomycetes; Hypocreales; Hypocreaceae
Exons: 3
Coding region: 1-663 (220 amino acids)
Source: RefSeq, a predicted model, not a curated record
AUGCAGUUCAAGCUUCUCUCCGUCUUCGCCGCCGCUCUGACGGUCCAGAGCGCCUAUGGCAUGUCCUCGUCUCAGCAAGGCAAGGCCAUUCAGCAGAGCGAGCAGAGCCAGCAGGUUCACCAGCUCGAGCAGCUUGCCCAAGACAUCCAGACUCAGCAGGCAGCGGAGAUUCACCAGCUCGACAUUGGCGGUGCUGGCCUCAACGCUACCGCCGUCACAGCCACGCUGAACAGCGUCAGCGAUGCGCUCGCCGUUGCUGGAAACUCCGUCAGCAACAUCACUUCCACCACUCUUGCUCAGCAAUUCCCCAACAUAGUCAACACCCUGAGCACUUUGGCUGGUAGCCUCGUUACCAACGCUGGCAACCUCGUCACCACCCCCGUCACAUCGACCUUUAACCAGACCGACCAGCUCAACAUUUACAACACCUUCAUCAACCUCACCAAGGCCAACGAUCAAUUCAUCAAGACCUUCCUCGGCCCCACCGGCAUUGUUAGCAACUCCCUCCUCCGCGGCCCCAUCGGCAUCGUUCUCAACCUGAUUGAGCGGACCAUUGUGAACCUGGCCGGUGCUACCAUUGCCCGUAUCCCGGCUUAUGCCGAUCAGGCCCAGGCCCAACUGAGCAACAUCCACGCCGACCUGGCCCUGACCAUCAGGACCUAA